Drosophila miranda is the source of this 316-nucleotide messenger RNA. RefSeq names its product nuclear hormone receptor HR96-like. NCBI's taxonomy places the organism in Eukaryota, Metazoa, Arthropoda, Insecta, Diptera, Drosophilidae. The record is from RefSeq and is a predicted model, not a curated record. Gene Ontology annotation, biological process: negative regulation of transcription by RNA polymerase II; positive regulation of transcription by RNA polymerase II; cell differentiation. Gene Ontology annotation, molecular function: RNA polymerase II cis-regulatory region sequence-specific DNA binding; nuclear receptor activity. The transcript has 2 exons. The coding region runs from base 77 to 295 and encodes 72 amino acids.
AUCUUCCUAGCGCUAUAAUCCGAAGCUAUUGCAACUCAUCAAUCUGACGGCCUUGGCUAUAAAGCGGCUAAUCAAGAUGGCCAAGAAGAUAACUGCAUUCCGUGACAUGUGCCAGGAGGACCAGGUGGCCCUUCUUAAAGGGGGCUGUACCGAAAUGAUGAUAAUGCGUUCGGUGAUGAUCUACGACGACGAUCGCGAUUCCUGGAAAGUGCCACACACCAAAGAAAAUAUGGGUACCAUACGAACUGACCUUCUCAAGUUCGCCGAAGGAAACAUCAUCAUGGCGCAUGGAUGAGAACAUCAUUUUGAUAAUGUG